This is a messenger RNA of Salvelinus sp. IW2-2015, 623 nucleotides long. The record is from RefSeq and is a predicted model, not a curated record. Lineage: Eukaryota; Metazoa; Chordata; Actinopteri; Salmoniformes; Salmonidae.
UCAAGCUAUCCCCAGCCCAGCCAGCCCCCAUCAAGCUAUCCCCAGCCCAGCCAGCCCCAGUGGAGCUAUCCCCACCCCAACCGGUUGGUUGGUCAGCAGUCGGACUCCCAGACGAGAUGGAGAUGAGUAUGGAAGAGGAUGACCUCUUCAGGGAUCUUCCAAUGCCAGAGGAAGUGGGUCCCAUCCCAGAGUAUGUCCUUGCCCCUAAGGCUCUUACUGCAGCCGCCACGGCUGUCCCCCAGACCAGUGCAGUGAAGCUGGCAUCCUGGAACAAYGAGCCGCUGGAUGAGGACACACAGGAACUCUUCAAUGACCCCCCUCCUCAGAAUGUCAGCCAGCCGGCGAAGAGAAAACUACCGGACUGGGCUGAACUACCAAGAGGUUCAAGUUCGUUGGCCUGUACAAAGAAAACCAAAAAGAACAAAGGACUUUUUUCGUAACUGACCAGUGACCAACAAAUUAUUCUUACUGACCAAAUGUUUCUUAUUUUCUUUAUUACAAAAUGGCAAAUAAGGUGUUCAUGUCCAACUUAACAAUGUAACAUAGCAGACUAAUUCAUGUAAAACAUGUAAUUAUGUAAUACUUCUUGUAAUAAAGGUACAACUUGAAUGUACAGUAUUUUA